GCGGUUCUGACAGUAAAUGAGUGACGAGAGCUAGAUUUCCAAGGUGUGGCUACUGUGUGUCUCUAACACAUAACUAAUUCGCACUCUUCUUUGAUGGCUGGAAACUGCUCCUACGCAGCGUAUACUGACUUAUGCUUAUGGUCAAAACCCAUUUUGUUAUUAUUAUUAUUAUUAUUAAACCUGUGCUUACGCCGAAUGUCAGGAAUUUAACUUAUCUCCAAGCCGACAAUCCUAGAGGCAAACAUGUGGUUGGAUUUUCCAUUCUCUCUUUGCCUCUGCAAACUGCAAAACUGCGGAGGGAAACACGUCAAUCAAGACGAAUAUCCUCUCUGCCUCAGAGUUACCUCCUCCUGAAAGGAAUGGAGUCGUUCUCGAAGCGAUACUUAUUCUGGCGAUGUUCAAUGCUGGGCUGCACGUCCCAUUGAGGAGAGAUUGUAAUAAAGCUUCCUCGUCAAUCAAUGGAGAUCCAAUUGCGAGGGAUAGCUUUCAUUCCCUAUGUGGAUAUGGCCCCACCGCCCUAGAGGCAUUGUUUGCUUCCUGCAUCGAUACAAAAACCUUGGAACAGAGCCAACAAUGCGGGUUGGCAGUUGAAUUCCGAUCUACUACCUACGGCAGUCCAGAUUAAGCAGUGCUCAAGCAAAUCGCAGUAUCCGGAGCUGAGAAACAAGAGCUCAAGUCCGCACGGUUGCGACGACACUCGGACAAAUUCAUCGAGUUGAUCGCUGCAGUGGGCCACCCUGUCAACGCCACAAUGUCUUUGGGCCUUUUUUCUUACUCGCUAGUUAUAUGCAGCAGCAAGACGCAAGACGCAAGACGCAACCUGCCAACAACGCUUAGGAGCCAAUCUUUGUUUCCAUCCAACCCUUUUCCAUCUCCUUCAGGACAGCUCCAGAAGUCGAACUUUUACUAUUCCACCCAUUCCUGCGGGUGUGGUGCUACACAGAGGAAGACCCUUUGUGUACCCGUUUUUCCUUUGGUCUUGAUCGUAAAGCAUGGUCAACUCAAACUAGCAAUUUCUCCGUACACCAAGGCCCUGAUGUUGUUGCACUUCGGAGAAUAUUAUCCAAAAUGCCAAGAAAUCAUUACACUUUGUGUCCCAAAAUGUUUUUGAAAAAUUCAGAUUGCUGUGGAAUGACAUGACUUCGGAAGAGGGAUGAUCUUUGCAUUCGAUCUCCGCAGCUUAAAAAAGCAGUAUCUCGCAGAGCCAAAGCUUCGGAGCUUGUUGCUUCGACGGAACUAUAUGCUGGGGUGUUAAUUUGCUUGGUUGAGGAGUGCACAUUGCGGCUAGGGAUGCGUUGCUGCAUAGGCGCUACAUAACAAGCUUUUCUUUCCUUUGGGUCUAUCCUGUCAGUUAUUAUCGCAAGCUGUGCGCUGCUGCUUGACGUGUUUCUCACCCUCCUUUCUGUUCAAGAAUCUUAAGACGGCCCCUUUCUUCCGUCCCCCAUCCUGUGUAAGUUUGAGGGCUCGAAACUAGUAUGUGCCAUAUUGUGUAACCUCAGCAUCUGACACACCCAGUUGAGCUCGUGCACAACCUGAAUAAUUCAUGAGGCGACGACAGAUACAGCGCAAUGACACGCACCUGUCGUCGAGCUUUCGCCGUCCUUGCGGGGUGCUUCAGGCAUAGGACAUCCCGCAGGUAUGACCUCCACCACGCCAGCUCAACAUGGUCACGACGGCAAGACGUCGAGGGUUGGAUUGCAUCCGUCAGAAGUAGUUGCUGCUGCAGAAUCAAUGGGUAAGCGCACAGCGGCAUGAUCUACAUUUGUUUAACGCUACCAUGACAGCUAGCAAUUGAUGGCUUUCAUUCUCUCUUUCAGAACUCCUGCACAUGACUGACUCGGCCCCCGACAAUCCCCUUUAGACCCGUGUUGCUGGGUACUGUGGCUGCUAGAAAUCCAUACACACUAUAUCUCUUCUUCUUCCUUUUGUGGAACUAUCUUAUACCUGUUGGGAUUCAGACCCUGCGCCGCUUUUCGUGACAACAGCGUGGCUUGAAGGUUCAUCUCUUAUAUUUCAAAACCUCGCAAAUGAUGUCUCACUAUCGUAUUUAUAGUAUUUUUGCUUUCAUAAUUGGCAUAUGUUUCAUUUUGCGCAAUUUACUAGAUUUCAAUGUCUAUAUCGCAGUACCGCCUGCGUGCCUCUCUCUCGUCCAAGGUUUGCAGCAGAGAAAGGAACACUUUCUUGCCUUCAAGCCCUGUUUCCCUUGGAAUGAAAUUUAUCAUAGAUCGACCUCCUGGUCUAUGAGAAGGAAUGGGCGUUGAACUUCUGUUAACAGUCGUAUCUUCAGAUUAGACCUAUUGCCGCGGGGACUGGGAAUUGAUAGGGCCAAUUUUCCUUAACGGCCUUGAGCGUUUGGAGCUGGUAGUUGGUAUGUCCGGCGGAUUGGUAGGAUUGCGGCAUGUCAUCCGCUUAUGCAUCUACACGGUUACCCUACGAGAUUCCUCAUAUCGGCGCUGGCGCAAUGGACCAGAGUGAAGGGUCGCAGCCUAACUAUGACCAUUCGGAAAAGCACGUCAAUUAUUCGAAGCAAUAUACCGAUAACUCCCUCUCAGGUCUACAUUCCAAUGCGGCAGAUCUCACGAGGAAUUGGAACUUUGAGAGGGCUCAAUCAGUGGAGGAGGGAGACGCAAUUGAAAGCAGAAGUCAAGGUCUGCAUAGAGAAAAUUCAAUACAGCCUUUGAAUUACGAGACGCCGCAGAAUGUGACGUUAGAAAUCGCAGCUUCAGCACCCCUCGAAUACGGAAAAUUUGCGCCGCCAAUGCAACUUGAGUGUUUUCAGGCAUCAGCAGGUGAUUCUGCAACACAUCUGGAUUCAUCCCAUGCUUCUACUCAUAUUAUGGGCGGGUUUCGGGUAAACGGCGCACCUCAGUUCUACAGCACCUCUCCUACCUUCUAUCCGCUCGCGAACGCCGCCUCUACCAUAUCCGGUAUAACUCCUUCGUCAGAGGACCCUUGUAACUACUUUGGAUAUCCUGACGCAGCGGCCCUUUCUUUUCCUGACCCAAGCGUUUCCCGCUUCCUGGGCUUGCCUUCAUUAGCCACAGGAGGUUUUCCGGCCAUAACCCCUAGCCACUCUCAUAUGGUUGAUUCAAAAUCGUUGACCGAGGCAUUUCAGCAAAGAGAACUGCGAUGGUGCCGCAACUUACCUCACAACAGACCUCCGUACCGAUCUCAAAGGUUGUUACAGCCCGAUCCCAGCAAGAAUAUCAAGAACCCGCAACCGCCUUAUUAUCCUCACGAACAAAAUAGACCCAUCCUACAGUCUAGUAACGGAUUCAGUGCACCCGAACCGAUGAAGCAUCCAGACAUGGUACCACCCCAGGACUCCAUAUGGAUGUCCCGUUCAAAUAUACCAAAUGAUUUUAACAACCCUGGCGGGAGGAUUGUAUCCGACUUAAAAGUAUGUCCUGACAUUGCCUUUACAAUCGAGGAUCAGGAUGGCUCCAGUAUUCUGCCAGCACCACUCCCUGAAAACGUCACGUACCAAUACUCAACUAAUUACCCUGCGAGGGAACCGAGCGCUAUAGAUACUUUAAACUAUAUAGCAACCCGACCAAACCCUGAAAUCAACCUUGGGCCCAUUGACAUGUCCUGCGCUUUUGUUAUAUGUCGAAUUACAGCCAAUGAUUGUCCUAUUAUGUAUAUUUCUGAUGCAUUCAGCCGAUUGACUGGCUAUUCACUCGAGGAAUCAGUCGGGCGUGACUGUCGUUUACUUCAGGAACCAACAGGGAUCAUCGAACCUGCUUUGAGGCGUAGAUCCGUCGAUGAUAGGACCAUCCGUCACUUGAAACGCAAAAUAAAUGCUAGAUCCGAGGUCCAAGAGUGCCUGGUCAACUAUCGAAAAGGAGGCCAACCGUUUCUGAAUCUGCUUUCCGUGGUCCCGAUCCGGUGGUUUUCGGAUGAGUAUAAUUUUUGUGUCGGGUUUCAGCUGGAUCUGGUAGAUUCUCCCCAGGCAGUUACGGGAAAAAAUUGUGAUGGCUCGUAUAUAGUUAACUACCGAAGAUUGGAACUUUCACCAAAUAUAUACGAUCCGGGAGGCAUGACCAGUUCGCAAAAUAAAUACCCGCCCUUUAAAUAUCAAAACCACAGCAAUACCACUACCGAUAGAGCUAAUGGCCAAAGUCCUGUUCCUUUAGGAACCUCCUUGGAUGAAGCGAUUUUGGGAAGUUCGGAGUUCCUAUUCCACAUAAUGUCAACAACUGGGGUAUUUAUAUACAUCACGCCUUCAACAUCUGCUAUUCUAGAAUACGAAUCCAAGGAACUAAAUGGUUCGACGCUCUCCUCAAUUUGCCAUCCUAGUGACGUUGUUGCUGUGAUAAGGGAGCUUAGGGACCGUGAGCCCGGUUCUGUCGUCAAUCUUCUCUUUCGUAUUCGAAGGAAAAAGAGCGGCUAUACAUGGUUCGAAAGCCUGGGAUCUGUCUACAUCGAGUCCACGCGAAACCAAAAACACAUAGCUUUUCUUGGAAAACUGCGGGUGGUUUUCGCCAUGUCCCGAGACGAGCUGAUGAAGAACGGUGGAAUCAACGAUGGCGAGAUCUGGGCAAAGAUCUCACCUUCAGGAAUUUUACUUUUUAUUUCGUCCAGUGGCAGUGCUUUCCUAGAUAGGCGUUCUGAAGGCUUGGUGGGAGAGAGGGUCCAGAAUCUGCUGAGCGACGACUCACGAGCAGAAUUUGAGAAUGCAUUGGGCAUUGCACGCAGUGGGAAACGAGUCACCUGUAAACAUGAAUUACAACAUCGUCGAGGCCACUUGCUACAAGCCCAGAGCACGAUAUACCCUGGUGAAACUCCUUGCGGAAGUUCGAAGCCUACGUUUUUGAUUCUUCAAAUUCGGCUUCUAAAAUUGGGGAGGCCUAUAUUCAGUUUCCAGGCGAAUGCGACGACGACGAGGACACGGAAGAAGCUCAACAGUAAUACAACGAUGCGGCCAUCCAUUGCGUCAGAUUCACACCCGCGCCCCUCUCCAGCCUUGACUCGCCCCAACCACGGGAAUCGAAAUAUCACGACCUCCCAGUCCUCCUCCAUCUACACAAGGCAACAUACAACCAUGCGUCCAUAUCUUAAACCGGAACUAACCAAUAUCGCAACACACAAUGGACACAUCCCUGACCAUUCCCUUCUAUGUAGACAGUGGGAACACGAGACGGCGGGAAAAGCAAUCAGAGAGAGCUGCAACAUCUUCGAGGAACUAAACCCGACCCGCGCCACAAACUGGCGCACGGAGCUAGAUCAUUUAAAAAGACGCAACAGGCUGCUCGUCGAGGAGUUGCACUAUUUAACCACUUUGAAAAGGAGGCGGAAGCGGAAAAGGGAUGUGGAGGUGCCGGAGAAGGACUGUUCACAAUGCCAUACCAAGACAACGCCAGAGUGGAGGAAGGGCCCAAGUGGAAAUCGGGAUUUGUGUAAUAGCUGCGGAUUGAGGUGGGCUAAGCAGAAUGGUCGAAUAACCACAAUGCCACGGAAAUCUUCUUUGCGUGGAACAAAACCUGUCGAGGCGUCGAAAGCUGUCUGAUACGUCGACAAAUGAGUCAGGCGUACCAGGGGGAUAAUGAAUUUCAUCUUCAAUUCUUCGUAUAUCUGGUCUUCUGUCCUUUCCUGUUCUAUUCUUCUCUUUUCGCUUCGCUUCUCUUUCUUUUACCCUUUUUUCAUUUGUUAACUAAUGAACGAUAACAUGAUAGCGUUUGGGAUGACUAUAAGACAUGAUUAAUGUGUGACGGGAUACUUUGCUCUGGGCUAUGUAGAUCAUGAGGAACCACUAUAAUACAGAUAAUGAUUAAAAUGAAAGCACAAGCACGAUUGAAGAGACUGAAAGUUGAAAUUAAUAAAAACUCAAUUCAAGCUGAGAUGUUGGCUGUUAAAAAGCUGAAUAUGCGGAGUAUAU
Messenger RNA from Blastomyces dermatitidis ER-3, 5878 nucleotides. RefSeq names its product white collar 1, variant 1. The transcript is spliced from 4 exons. The record is from RefSeq and is a predicted model, not a curated record. Gene Ontology annotation, cellular component: nucleus. Bases 2399 to 5509 code for a protein of 1036 amino acids. NCBI's taxonomy places the organism in Eukaryota, Fungi, Ascomycota, Eurotiomycetes, Onygenales, Ajellomycetaceae. Gene Ontology annotation, biological process: regulation of DNA-templated transcription. Gene Ontology annotation, molecular function: zinc ion binding; protein binding; sequence-specific DNA binding.